AUGUUUCAAGCUUUAUUGUUUGAUGCGCAGAGUAAGCAAAUACGAAGUUCUUCCUCAAAUCCUGUUUAUUUCCGUUCUAAAAUGGCUCACAAGAUAAAGGAUGUUCUGUCGUCCUUUGAAGAGCUUUAUGUGCAAUCAAAUCAAAUUGGCCUUCAAGCGGGGCAAUUGGUGAGCUCAAUUCCUAAUGAAGAACAAAUGAGAUUAUCAGUUUUUUUUGUGGAGGACUCAAAGAUUGUGGGUAGGGAGAAAGAUGUUUUAACAGUUACACAAAUGUUAACUGCAAUUGACUACAAGCUACAAGAUUUAGAGGUCGGAAUGAAUGAAACUAAAGCCUUGCAUGUAUCGCUCACUUCAUGA
Messenger RNA from Oldenlandia corymbosa var. corymbosa, 357 nucleotides. Lineage: Eukaryota; Viridiplantae; Streptophyta; Magnoliopsida; Gentianales; Rubiaceae. The record is from the annotation of a GenBank genome assembly.